Molecule: messenger RNA, 483 nt
Organism: Coniosporium apollinis CBS 100218
Lineage: Eukaryota; Fungi; Ascomycota; Dothideomycetes
Exons: 1
Coding region: 1-483 (160 amino acids)
Source: RefSeq, a predicted model, not a curated record
AUGAGUGAAUCUAGAUUCCUGACUGAGUUGCUCCCGGAACUUGCACUCCAUUAUCGCCGCGAAGCUCUCAAGGAACCCGAAGAGAAGUGCCCGUGGCUUAAGCCUUUUCGAUCCGCACAACCGGACUUGAACGAGGCGCGGGACCACUUUUUCAAGGAUGGCAGUGACUGCAUUAAUGACUUGGAGAAGCACACGGAGCUCGUCCGGCUGGCGGCUGCCAACGAGGAGCUCACAGAUGAAUUUGGGCUCCUAUACAUCAUCUUCAUGGCGGAGCUCUACAAGGACGUUGAAAGCCUAACUGGUCUCAAAGACUCCGGACCUGAAGUUUACUACGAUGCCAGCGCUGUAGGAGCCCAUGAAAUUGAAAGAAAAAGGAACGUGAUCAGGGAGCGAAGCAAGUUAGGCAGCUUGGUCGAUUCCUUUUUGGAUGCAGGAAAAGAGAUGCACGUUAAACAUCUUGCCCGAGACCUUGGCUAUAUAUAA